Messenger RNA from Varanus komodoensis (Komodo dragon), 838 nucleotides. It is a transcript of the gene RAB31, whose product is annotated as RAB31, member RAS oncogene family. Bases 51 to 656 code for a protein of 201 amino acids. NCBI's taxonomy places the organism in Eukaryota, Metazoa, Chordata, Lepidosauria, Squamata, Varanidae. The transcript has 7 exons. The record is from RefSeq and is a predicted model, not a curated record. Gene Ontology annotation, molecular function: GTP binding; GTPase activity.
CCGGAGGAUCAGCUGCCCCAGAGGAUGCCAAGCCGCGACGCCCCAAGCAGAUGAUGGCGAUACGAGAGCUGAAAGUGUGUCUGCUUGGCGAUACAGGAGUUGGCAAAUCAAGUAUAGUUUGCCGAUUUGUUCAGGAUCAUUUUGACCACAAUAUUAGCCCUACCAUUGGUGCUUCGUUCAUGACUAAAACUGUGCCUUGUGGGAAUGAACUUCAUAAAUUUCUGAUCUGGGAUACAGCAGGGCAGGAGCGGUUUCAUUCCUUGGCACCAAUGUACUACCGUGGGUCAGCAGCAGCUGUUAUAGUGUAUGAUAUCACGAAACAGGAUUCAUUUCAUACAUUGAAGAAAUGGGUAAAAGAACUAAAAGAACAUGGUCCUGAAAACAUUGUAAUGGCCAUCGCUGGAAACAAAUGUGAUCUUUCCGAUAUUAGGGAGGUACCUAUAAAAGAUGCCAAAGAAUACGGAGAGUCCAUAGGUGCAAUUGUUGUUGAGACUAGUGCCAAAAAUGCAAUUAACAUUGAAGAACUCUUUCAAGGAAUCACAUUUAUGAACGCAGCUACUGCUUUUCUGAAUGAAAUCCUCUGCCAAGCUGCUAUUUCUCCCAUAGGACAUCCUGUUCACAGAUGUGUUGUGUGCAAUCAACAUGGCAGGCUUUGAACAACUGUAUUUUGCUUUUAAAAUCUUGUAGGUCGACAAAUUCCACCCUUGGAAACUCAUGAAAAUGGUAACAAUGGAACCAUCAAACUUGGAAAGCAAACUGCACAGAUGACCAGGCGAUGCUGUUAAACCAACCUGAGCUGGUUUGAUUUACUUGAAAAUAAAAUUACAUCAUUUGUUUA